Messenger RNA from Cyclocybe aegerita, 1383 nucleotides. Lineage: Eukaryota; Fungi; Basidiomycota; Agaricomycetes; Agaricales; Hemipholiotaceae. The record is from the annotation of a GenBank genome assembly.
AUGGCUGAAGACGACCCACUUGCCGCCGCCCUCAAGCAAAUCGAAAAAGAAAUUGAAGAUCUUCUUUCGAAAAGAGACAACUUAUUGCGUCGCAUUCGCGGCGCCACCUGUCCCGCCUUACCUCCCGACGUCCUUCUCGAGGUUUUUCACCAUCUCCUGAACGACGACAACGACUCAAAGACCAUCAUCUACCCCUCCCACGUCUGCCGUCUCUGGCGUAGAACUGCCAUCGGUGCCCCCUUCUUGUGGACGCAGCUGUUGAUUGGCACGUCUGAAGAAGGAAAGGAUGCUGCGACGGUGGCAUACGCUGCCACUUGCGCUCAACGUGCGGGUGGACGCCUGAUGUUUCUGACAAUGGUGGAGCGAACAACUUGGCCGCCAAAGCCAUCGUCAAAGGACUUCCUCUUAUCCAUCCUCGAGGCGACACGAAGCUGCAGAUGGGAGAAGAUCUGCCUAUCGUCGGGACACACCUGCGAUUUCGGGCACCUUUUCGGCGGGUGCUUGGACUCCGAGAAAGUAGCGGAGGUCCAUACCUUCUCCUUGACGAACCGUGACAGUGAAGCACACUCGAAGGCAGGAAUUAUCAACCUCCAGCCAUACCGUGCUCUUACGAGCUUCACGUUUGACUGCCGGAAGCAAAGGAAUGCCGACAUCCUCUCUGUUCCGUGGCAGCAACUGACCUACUUGAAGCUCGUUACGGCCAUGGGCACAGACCAACAUCUCCAAUUUCUACGACAAUGUGUCAAUUUGGAAACAUGCAUCCUUAAAGACGAAUCUCGAAGUCGCCCCGCUCGUCACGCACCUGUCCACCUUCUCAAACUGAAACGCCUGGAAAUACUGGAGACACCUGAUAUCAUUUUCGACCUUCACACUCCCGCUAUUGAAGAACUUGUCCUGCAUUCCAAUUCGGACGAUUACGGACGGGAGGAGCUGUGGGACUAUCUCAGUAGCAUCGGGUCCACCUUGCGAAAGAUAGAGCUUCCCGGCGAGAUGAUGUGGCAGUUUCCAUCGUUCUUCGAGUCGUUGGAAGUCCUAGAAGAGCUCGGUAUCUCGGGUUCACUCGAGGGCAGAUGGGAUGACGGCUUCGAGGAUGAACGAAUGAGUCAUGAUCAAGGCGUUAGAGUUUUGUUACAAGACAUGUUGUACUCACGCCCUCGAUUGCGUACGUUGGAGUUGAAGAACCAGUGGUGCUGCCCUGGUGAACACAUCCAGGACUGCCUUCUCCAAUUCGUGGAGGAUCGCAUCAAGCGUGGAAAGCCGACUGCUUUGGAGCGUGUCACAUAUCGGGUGGACACGCAUACAAAGCGAAGGAUGGAAGAAAUAGCAACACGCUUUGAGAAUUUGAGGAAAGGAGGGACUGUUACUUUAGAUAUCGAAUCUUAA